AUGAGUUGGAAUUACCCACACAUAUCGUUAGAGGAAAUGGUGAAACUAAUAAAAGGGUUUGUAGAUAUAAUGAUUUUAGCAUCGGGGUAUCAAUCCUCUGGUCUUUUAGCCCACUGGGACGCCCAAAACAUCAAGAAAGCCAUCCACUGGGGUUCCUUCUUCCAAAAUGUACUUAAGCACAUGAGUAGCUCAGAUGUUUACCAGGAGUCAAUUAAGGAACUUGAUGCAACUAUCUGUCAAAUGAAAUCAAAUCCUUAUUUCCCUCAGGGUCUUGCAAAUCUAUCAUGUGACACUCUGGGUAGGGGGAGGAGUUUUGCGUUAGCCCAUUUGUUUCAGAUUUUACCAUUGAGGGAUUCGAAUCUCAAAGCUUUUUUAACUGCUGUAAUUGAGAUGGAUCUUGAUAGGAUUUCAGAAUCGGAGCAUGACUGUCUAAGUGUGUAUCUAAACAAGUUAAAGCUGCAGAGUGCUUCGCUUAACUUGGUUCUAGAAAGGAGGGGUUUUGAGAAGGAUUCAAUGGUUUUAUCAGAAGAAGUUAGUCAAACUUUGAACGUUGGAAAAUUCACUGAUGAUGACCUGACGGAGUUAACUCUUCAAGAAAUCUUCAAGAGGCAGUCUGCAGUGUCAUGCAUAACGACAGUUGAGACAGGCUUAGAUGUCCUCUCUAAUGCUAUCAGAUGUAGUAAUGGGACUGAAUCUGAUCAUAGCUUAUUUGAAGAACAACUAAAACUCAACAGAACUCCAUCAUCAGCGGGGGAUACAGAACAGUUGGUUGAUUUUGUCACGUGGAAUAAUUGGAAAUCAAAGAUGGUUUCUUAUUUUCUUGAUAAGAGAACCAUUAAGUUGGUCUCAGGUGCGAGCAUGAUGUUUUCUGCCCCUAAGAUGCAGUGGCUACAAGUGUUAGAACGGCUGACUACUUCAGUAGAUUGCAAGGAUGAUGGUUUGAGUGAAAUAAUUGAACUCCUAUUACUCGGAUGCAUUGAAAGCAAAUGGAGUUGUCUAAUUGAAUAUGCUACCUCAGUUUCAUAUGACUCCGUCACUAUCUCAAAGCUAUAUUAUGAAGUGUGCAGCUUACUUACUGGAAGAUCUCAAGGUUUCCAUUCCAAUGACAGAGCAAAAGAUUCAAAGGAAAAUGAUAUUCUUGAGUAUCUGGCCAGACUGCUGGGCGAUCAACUUCCUCUAUUGUGGAAACAGUCCCCUGUCCUUGCAGCAGUUGCAAUCCCAUUCUGGUCACCUCUGUUGAGAUUGUAUCUAAGUGAAGUAGAGACUCAAUUCAAAGGAGAUUCUUCAGUCGAGAGGUUUUGUGAUUGCAAUGCUGCAGCUGUAUUCAAGGUAGGAAGCAGCACAGAGAUUGCCAAUGUGAAAAGUGCUGUCACUGUUGACAUUGCAUCACUAGCUGCAAGUCUCAAUCCUUGCUCCAAGUUGGGACUGAUAUGA
Dovyalis caffra is the source of this 1434-nucleotide messenger RNA. The record is from the annotation of a GenBank genome assembly. NCBI's taxonomy places the organism in Eukaryota, Viridiplantae, Streptophyta, Magnoliopsida, Malpighiales, Salicaceae.